UCGCUGGGAGAGAAGACUUCGCGAUCAUUCAGAGAGGGUCCUGUGGCUUGCAUCUGCAUCCGCAGCAUUCUGCCUCCAUUUUCCCCAUCAUUUUCUCCGCUGCCGGAACUGAGUGGAGUCAAGAUGUGAACAUGAUGUAUGUUCCUAGCUGGGAUCUUUUCUCCCUCUACAUCUGACACGGACUUUCAAAACGCCAAAAACAGACAAUAGCAGCCUCUGUUUCCCAUCAUACCAUCCAUCAUUCCAUAUAAUGCUCUCUUCUGCUCGCCCUUCUGUGCCCCCUAGGCCCCGUCGCUUUGACAACCACAAACGUAACAAUGUGGUUGAACCAAAGUCUCUUGGUCAAGGUGUCAGUAGGGGGGACAAAAACAUGAACACCACCACCACUGCUACUUCCUCUUCCCUAUGCCGAGCCAGCAAGGUGCCUGCUGAGUCUUCCAGGUCAAGAAGGGGCGACCAAGUCCGUGCCAGUGUGGGUCAGCCCAAGGUAGACCAGCGAAAAAAUAGUAGCAUUCCAGUAAGGGCAAAACCCAAACCUAAAACUGGACAUUUACCGUGUGAUCCAAUCUCUCUUCCUGACCCAAAUUGUAAUGAGCCAAGUUUGCCUUGCUUGUGCUGUGAUGGGCACUCACCCCAGGACAGCAACAGCCUCUACAACCACAACUACAACAACAACAACACCAUUACCAUCAGACAACAGCUAGAACAACCAGCCCAAAAACAAAUCGGGGAGGAGACAUCUCAGAAGGCUAGGGACACACAAAAAGCUCCACAACAGCACAAGCAGCAACAAAAACAGCCGAGCAGUCCUCCGAAUGCCCCAGAGAGAGAGAAAGCAGUUGGGAAUGAAGAUACGGAUACCAAUGAAGGCGAUGACGAAGAUGACGAUGACGAAGACGAUGACACCCUAGUUCCCUCCUGCCGUGACUGCCCUCCCUCUCUUCUGGAAUUCUCCCUCACCUCCUCUACCUCCUCCUCCUCCACCUCUAUAAGCAGUUGCUCAGAUUUUGAGAAUGAUGGGCCUGACACUUUCUCACCCUCCUCCAAAGAGAUGCCCCCUGAACUGUCCCCACCAACUAACUCCCUAGCUUCCCUGCCUAAAAUGAUCCCCAUGGAUUCCUGUCCCCCUCCGCUACCACCCCUACCUCCCUGCUCCCCAGAUGAAGGAUACCCCUCUGCUCGAUCCUCUCCCUCUUCAGAUCUCCCAGAGAGUAAGCUGUCAUUGGCACAAAAAUGCACAAAACUAGAUUUCCUGGCCCUCUUGGAUUCAAUGGAUCAACUGGGCAAAAGAGAACACUUGAAUCAAGUGGUCCGAUUGGCUCGCUGGGAGAUGGAGGGUGAAGUGGAACUGAAGGAUCGACUCGGUCACUUGCAGAAGCUUGAGCAGGUAAACACACAAGUGAAGCUGGCUCACCUGGAAAGACUUCAAGAUGCUGGGGUAGAUUUGGGCGAAGAGUAUCUUUCAGAUGGCCUGGAUGGGAUGGGGAGCAUCGGUGAUCAGUGGAAACUGUACAAGGGGCAUGAUAUAUGUGACUCGCAGGAAUUCUCAGAUGCUGGAGUUGACAUGACAGCUCCCUCAGAUGUAGAUGAGCCCUCCCUCCCCGACUCACUUGCUCCCUCUCCCUUACAGCCACCCCCCAGGCCCCCCAAGCCACCUAUGAGACACAUGGACUCGCACACAGACACACACACAUACAUUAACAUUAGCAUCAACAGUGAUACCCAUAGCCCCCCCAUUGUCUCCUCCACAUCCUCUUCGAGCCCCUCAUUCAGUACGGUCUCUUCAGCCUCUUCCUCUUCCUCCUGUAAGCCUGAGAGCACCAUAAGGGUGCCUCCAUCCCUCCUUCCUCCUCCAUCACAGCCCCUCCCCUAUUUUAACUUUUACUCCACUAACCCCUCCCUGGCCUCACCCCCACCCCCAAUUCCUCCACCCCGGAGACGGCACAAAGCCCGGAUGGAAGCUCUCAGAUCUGCUGACCCCGAGGGCGAAAAAACACCCCUGUCCCUCCCUCCUCCCACCUCCCGACCCCCACCUCUUCCUCCCCCUCCUGCUCUUCCCUCACCUCCCGCCAUUCCUCCCCCUCCUUCGCUUCCGCCCCCUCCCUCUUUUCACGCCCUGGAUGCGGAGAUCCGCAAGCUGCUGGUGCUGGCCGGGCUGACCCAGGCUGAGCUGCUGAAGCUGAGCCCUGAGCUGGGGAAAAGGAGGACGGCGAGGGAAGAGAAGCUCAAGAAGGAGUAG
Molecule: messenger RNA, 2239 nt
Organism: Megalops cyprinoides (Indo-Pacific tarpon)
Lineage: Eukaryota; Metazoa; Chordata; Actinopteri; Elopiformes; Megalopidae
Product: formin-like protein 6
Exons: 3
Coding region: 251-2239 (662 amino acids)
Biological process (GO): actin filament polymerization
Cellular component (GO): cytoplasm; actin filament
Molecular function (GO): actin binding; microtubule binding
Source: RefSeq, a predicted model, not a curated record